Panicum hallii is the source of this 648-nucleotide messenger RNA. RefSeq lists its product as uncharacterized. Lineage: Eukaryota; Viridiplantae; Streptophyta; Magnoliopsida; Poales; Poaceae. Bases 1 to 465 code for a protein of 154 amino acids. The record is from RefSeq and is a predicted model, not a curated record. The transcript is spliced from 3 exons.
AUGGCUACCCUUCCGCGCUUCGCUUAUCCGUCCGACGCGCGAGCUCACGUCAAACCCUCGUGGGUCCGUGUGGCGCUGGCUGGCAGGCUGGCAGCUCGUGAUCUGCAUCUCCUCCUCGUAUAUAUAUGCACGCACGCACACACACCCGGCCUGACCGUGCACGGCGCUCCUGCCAACCGACCGAUCGCCAUGGCCGCCGUUGCCUCCAUGAAGCUCUCGCUCGCCUUCGUCCUCCUCCUCUCCGGGCUCGUCGUGUUCGGCGAGGUUGGUGGCGCCGCGGCCAGGACGCCCAGCAGGGUGGACUGCUCGUUGGUCCGGUGCAUCCAGGGCGGCUACAUCGUCUGCGACAACUACCCCGGCCAGAAGCUGGACGGCUGCAUCUGCGGGUGCGCGCCCAGGAACGGCAAGAACUGCGUGCUUUACCUCCAGUCCGGCUCCAGACAGGAGUGCGGCAAGUCGGAGUAGCUUGUAGCCGAGCUACGCUCGCCAUGCUUGCCUCCGUCGAUGUAAUAAGUUUCAGGCUUAGAGAGUCUGGCUAGAAUAAGGCCGCCGCAUGUGUAUCAACGUCGGAGUUGUAUUCGGCGGAAAAGUUGAACAAGAACGGAUGCAUCUUUUUGGCAAGAAUGCGCAUGCCUGAUCUUGGCCUCU